This is a messenger RNA of Hermetia illucens (black soldier fly), 471 nucleotides long. Its product is annotated as glycine-rich cell wall structural protein 1.0-like. The transcript has 2 exons. The record is from RefSeq and is a predicted model, not a curated record. The coding region runs from base 1 to 471 and encodes 156 amino acids. NCBI's taxonomy places the organism in Eukaryota, Metazoa, Arthropoda, Insecta, Diptera, Stratiomyidae.
AUGAAGCUGUUCGUCUGUUUGCUAGCGUUCGUAGCCGUGGCAUCGGCAGGAUAUAUCGGAGGAUACAGUGGUGGAGGUUGGCGAAGCGGAGGUAGUGGCUGGAACACUGGAGGCGGCGGCUGGAACAAUGGUUGGAACGGUGGAUACGGAGGAGGCAGCGGUUGGACUGGCACUGGCGUUGGAGGCUGGCGGGGAGGAUACAGCAACUUAGGAACCGGUAGCGGGUGGAAACUUGGCGGUGGAGGAUGGCAAGGCAGCGGCGGCUGGAGGUCAGGUGGCGGAGGAUGGCAAGGUGGACUUGGAGGCGGUAGUGGAUGGAAGGCCGGAGGAGGAGGUUGGCAAGGAGGAUGGAAUGGCGGAAGUGGAUGGAAUGGCGGCAGUGGUUGGAAUGGUGGAGGAUCUGGAAGCGGAUGGAAGGGUGGCUACGGCAGUGGUAGUGGUUGGUGGAGUCCUUGUGAAAUAGAACGUUAG